UUAAGCUAGGUUAUUGCGCCCCUAAACCAACUGACCGCUCCUCCUCCCCGGAACUCCAACUUUUAACCAACAUGGCGUCAAAUACUGCAGUUGGGGGAGAACCUGAUCAGGAGCUGGCAGAAGAAGAGGAACUGCAAGACACCAGAAGUUGCAGAACUGAACCCUCCGGCUUAGCCCCUGAUGGUGGUUGGGGCUGGGUGGUUGUGUUUGGCUCCUUCGUGGUGUAUUUUAUUGCGGACGGUUGUGUAUAUUCCUUUGGUGUAUUCUAUGAUGAACUUCUGGACUAUUUUGGAGAAAGUAAAGGAAAGACUGCUAUCAUUCCUGCCAUGUUGUAUGGAUUUCCCCUCCUCCUUAGUCCGUUUGUUUGUGCCCUCGUAAACCGCUUUGGUUGUAGAAUGAUAGGAAUGGUAGGGGGAAUUCUAGUUGGUGUAGGAUUUCUCAUAAGCAAUUUUGGCUCGUCUGUUGAGUUUCUGAUUUUAAGUUUAGGAGGCUGUUGUAGUAUUGGACUGGAGAUGGCUUACAUUGCUGCCAUAUUGACAGUGACUUAUCAUUUUGAGGCAAGACGUGGAUUGGCAACUGGGCUUGCUGUGGCAGGAUCUGGAAUAGGGACAUUUGCAUUUGCUCCUUUAUUUGAAGCUUUGAUAACGACGUAUGCCUGGCGUGGUGCUGCGCUAAUUUUGUCCGGUAUAUCUUUCAACAUUUUGAUGGCAUCUUGUUUAUUUCGUCCAGUUUUGACAGAACCUUGUUAUAGGAACCAGAAAGAUGCUGAACCAGGGGACGAUGAUAAUCAGAGACAGUUGAGACCAACAUCAAGUAUGGACUAUGCAAUAAAAGAAAACAUUCCUAUGGUACAGCUUCAUAAACCAGAAGAAGGGGAAGGAAUAGAUUCACUGGGUGAAAUGAUGGUGAUAUCAGAAUCUAAGAUUGUUCUUUUGAGUCGUGAAGGGAGCCAGUGUGAAAAGAUGUCAACAAUGUCUGAGCCAUCGGUUACAGCUAGUAUGAUUGUGUCAAAAGGUAGCAGUAACCAGACAUUUGAGUCUGAAACAGAAAGCAGCCUUGGAAGUAGUAGCAAGUUUAAAAAGGAUGAGAGUUUAGUACUGACUACCCCUCAUCUAAGACCUGUGGGGCAAGUUGUGUCAAAGAGUGCAGAACUUCUUAAUAUACCAGGAAAAGCUAUGGCUAGAAAGAUGUCUAGCAGUGACCAGGGACUACUGGGUAGAAAAGAAUCCAUCGGUAGAUGUACUAGUCUUCAAGAAAUACAUUAUCAUCGGGGUGGCAGUCCCAUAAUUUUCACAAGUCAUGCAAGCUUGAGACGUCCCACGUCUGAGUCAGUUGGAACAGCAUCAAUUCAGGAAGAUGCAACAAUUUUGAGACGACAUACUGUCACUUGUGAUUCCUCUUUCUUAUUGGAAUUGAGACAAGCCUUCAUAGAUAUGUUUGAUGUGACUUUGAUCAGACAGCCAGGAUUUUUGUUAAUAUGUGUGUCAAACUUCAUGCUCUGCCUGUGGUUCGGUGCUCCCUAUAUCUACAUCGUGAAUAAGGCUUCGCUGCAUGGCAUUGAGCAACUUCAGGCAUCAUUCCUUGUAUCCAUCAUUGGAAUCACAAGCACUGUUGGACAGGUUGUGCUUGGAUUCUUGGGAGACAAACUCAAAAACUGUGUGUUCAUUUAUGAAGUUUCUAUGGUGCUGUGUGGAAUAGCCACACUUCUCAUUCCAGCCUGCCAAUCCUACUGGUCUCACUGCCUCACUGUAGCUGUUUUUGGUUUCUUCAUUUCGGCAAACUACUCAUUGACCACGCUGAUCCUAAUUCAAGCGGUUGGGCUACAGAAGUUGACAACCGCCUUUGGAUUCUUGCAGCUUGGACAAGGCAUUGGUACUGUUCUUGGUACGCCUCUAGUUGGUUUGGUGUAUGACCGUACCGACAGCUACAGCAUGGCGUUCUACAUCGCUGGAGCCUGGAUCUGCAUGUCUGGUAUCAUCCUACUCCCCUUGCAUUGGCUGAUUAAAGAUAAGGAGAGCUGCCUCCAUGCCAAUCCAGAGGAGGAGGAAGAUUGUGCAGAAUUUGAAGAGGUCACUGUGCCGCUGCAGAUAUGAUAGUGAAGUUCUGGGGAAACUCUACCUCCAGAUUCUGCAAUAAUUCCCACUGGUGGUGAUGGCUCUAUUUUGUUUUGAAGAAAAGGAUCAAGAUCAUUUUGAUAGGGACCUUUUGAUUGCCAGGGACUAGACAAUGUACAUAUAUUGUUAAAAUCAAAAGAUUUUCUGAUGGAUCUUUUAAAAAAAUGUUUCGACACCGUCUCAUUUUUGUUGACCAUAGGACAAGCCAAUUUCAUGGGGUAUUUUACAACAACUUCAUAAAUUGUAAAAAAAUGAACUAGAAUAAUUUAGUGUCCACUUCAGGUAAUCAAGAGGUCAGCCAUAAAUUCUGAUGUGUCACAUGUUAUUUAUUGUUGUGUACCUGUAUUUAAUGAACAAUUAUUGUGCCAUAAUUAGACUAUGUUGUGCUGGUGUGUGAUGAUUGAUUUUCAGUGUGAAUUACAUUUUCACCGUUCUCAUCAAAGUGCCAGUUUGAUUUGUAGUAGACCCAGUCCAAUGUAUCCCUUGGUGCUUUUGUACUUAAGUUUGUAUUUAAACACAGACAAGGGUUGAAACAACCUGCAAAUAUGAUGACCUACAUUUAAAAAGAAUCUAUGUUUGCAUACAUGUACUCCAUGUCAUUUCAUAGUGCACGUUUGGUAUCUGCCGCUCCUAACAUUCUUCAAUGAGGAAACUAGAGUUACUUUAGAAGGGUCUAUUUCUGGGCCAGAGUAUGUAGUUAUGGUAUGACGAGUGUUUGGAUAGGUGAAAAUUGAGCUUUGUAUAGUUCUGAUUUUUGUCAACUUCUGUGCUCUGAUAGUCAUUAGAUUUGGUUCAGAAUAUUGGUUGGAAUAUUGGUAAUUUAUUGAACAGAUAGUAAUGAAACGUGAUCUUAUUGUACAGUUAUUGAUAAAAUUAUUGAAUAUUGUGUGCUCAUAAUUGUUUAAAAGGAAGUAAUUUGUGAAAAGCUAUUUAUAGGUAUGAAUUGAUAUAUAAGACAGUGAGUCAGGUCAGCCAAAGAUCCCUGUUCGCGAGUUGUCCCCAAUUCGAGGAGUUGUCCCUAAUUCGAGGAGUUGUCCCUUAUUCGCAGCUAAUUCUUAGGGAAACUCUUAUCUGGCUAGGGCUUUACUUGCGCAUGAGUGGUACAGCAGAAAGUAGUGCCAAUAGCCAGAAGUUGCGAAAACUGGGAUCCUUGCCCGACAGGUCUCUGUGUGUGUAGUUGUAUGAUGAAUUGCGUGAUCCAUGUUUCUGACAUUCCUAUAAUAGUAAUGGUUGUGCCUUUACUUGAAGCACUGUCAUAUUCAUACAUGUAGACCAAAUGAAUAACUGCUUGGUUAUAUUUGACAACAAGGGUGUGCCUGGUCGUGAAAGAUGUACAUGUAAAUUGGUAAACACAGGAAACACAUGUCAGGUUAAUCAUAUAAAUUUGAAUAAAAGAUUUUACAUGUAUGAAACCUGUAUUUGAAAAUAGCAGUGUACAUAUAGGCAAUCAAGUACGUCACUAUGUUACAAAUUGUCUCUCGUAGCCCAGCUUGAUAAUUUUUGAAGGGAACAAUUUAGUAUUACAUGUAUAUUAAAACUGAACUUAUUAAAACCAAUCAUCUGCUAUUUCAGUGACACUUUUUGUUGAAAAUCACCUUAUAUGGUAUGUCGCACAAAUAUUGUAAAUGUAAGGAAAUUGUCCAAGUAAUCUGCUCUCAGAUGUGAUAUUAUCAUGUGACCAAAUUAGAAUGUUGCGAUCAAAUGUUAUUAUAAUGUUGUAUUUAUAUUGUUGCCUGUGCAAUUAAAAAGAU
This is a messenger RNA of Lineus longissimus, 3865 nucleotides long. RefSeq names its product monocarboxylate transporter 13-like. Lineage: Eukaryota; Metazoa; Nemertea; Pilidiophora; Heteronemertea; Lineidae. The transcript is spliced from 3 exons. Gene Ontology annotation, biological process: monocarboxylic acid transport; transmembrane transport. The coding region runs from base 72 to 2093 and encodes 673 amino acids. The record is from RefSeq and is a predicted model, not a curated record. Gene Ontology annotation, cellular component: membrane. Gene Ontology annotation, molecular function: monocarboxylic acid transmembrane transporter activity.